AAAUAACUUCGAACUCUUCUCCGAGUAAAAGAUAUCCUGUAUUUAUUCUGAAAAGAAUGGCUCAAAUUUUAGUUUUUUUAUUUAUUAUUUCCAGAAUAACGGCACGUGACAUCCAGAUUUGGCUGCUUAAAUAUAAGAUGGCAUUGUCCUCUUGCUUCCAUUAUCGGACAUACACGAUUUCACAACCCACGCACUCUCCAAUUCCCAAUCUCCAUCCUCGGCUCUGUCAACUUUACGAUAUACCUGGGCCAAUGUGAGAAAAAGAUCGGCUAAAAUUAGGAUCUUACGCCAUAAUGAAUACAACAGUUAAAAUCCCAUUCUCCCAGUCGGACUCCCUGCGAAAACCGCGAAAGGUGGGGAACGUGGAUUCCAGGAAACAUGCUGCGAUACCUUGACGUUUACUUGCUCACAAUCAGUCGCAGAUCGACGCGUCUCAGGUGUACAACGAAGUGUUUGGUACCAGGUGUCAAAGGCAGGUCUCACCCAAUCAGCGGCGAUCGAGACAGCGAAAUCAUUCUCUCGCUGAUAAGACAAUCGGCUGUUUUCGGCCCUUGCCGACACAUCUCGUCUUAUUUGCAGAUUUUUUAUUGAUAUCCGAGAUUGUAAAGAAGGGAACACCCUCUGAGCAAUAUGGUUGGAAUGACACAGAGACCUUGGACACCCACGAAAAGGCGAGGUCCAAUUGCCGCCGAAUAUAGCAGCCCAGGGCCAGCCUGUGUAACUUUACCGCCACUAAUCGGAAAAACAGUUCCAGAUUCUAAACGAGAAAGGGCACCAGCAUUUUCCUUUGGUAGCAGACACUCUUUGAAGAACAACAGUCCUGGACCUGGCCCUGGACAAUAUAAUGUUUCUGGACUUAGUGCAAAAGGAAAGGAUGCCGCACCCUCCUUGUCGCUGCACGGUCGAAAUAAAUCAGCGAAACCGGAAAUUACACCGGCACCGGGCGAUUACAAUCCGCAAAAGGCUCAAAAGAUAAUUCUGGACAGUUCGCCGAAAUAUUCCUUUGGCGUUAAGACGCAAAUUGAGAAAAUCAGUUGUACACCAGCACCGAGUGACUAUCGCGCUGAAAUCGUGAAUCUCUACCGCAAAGCAACAGCAGCGUUCACUUUUGGCAUAAAAGCUACGUCGCAAAGAUCAAGUGAUAUUCCCGCUCCAGGUACUUAUCACCCCGAGAAAACGAGGCUGGACAGUACACCGCAGUUCACAUUCGGACUUAGAACACCGCUCGAUAAACCGAGCGACACGCCAGCACCUGGAACGUACAGUCCAGAGAAGGUGAAUCUAGAAAAGGGUCCGCAGUACAGUUUGACCGGUAAAGGCCGAGCCGAAAAAUGUAACGGAACACCAGCGCCAGGCGCGUAUUGUCCCGAAAAGGUGAAGCUGGACCCAUCACCACAAUUCAGCUUUGGAUUAAGGCCUGCUAUAGAAAAGCCGAACGAUACACCGGCGCCUGGUACUUAUAGUCCCGAAAAGGUAAAUCUGAAUAAAGGACCUCAGUACAGCUUGAGCGGAAAAGGACCUGCCGAAAAACCAACCGACACGCCAGCACCUGGAACAUACAGUCCCGAAAAAGUUAAAUUGGACACUACCCCGCAAUAUAGUUUCGGAAUCAGGCCUCCUCUGGAGAAACCCAACAAUACUCCGGCACCGGGUACUUACAGUCCAGAAAAAGUAAAUUUGGAUAAAGGACCGCAGUACAGUUUGACUGGCAAGGGACCCGUCGAGAAGCCCGCGGAUACACCAGCGCCCGGUGCAUACUCUCCCGAGAAAGUCAGAUUGGAUAAUACGCCGCGAUACAGUUUCGGGAUUAGGCAUGCUCCAGACAAAGCCAGCGAUACGCCAGCGCCUGGUACUUACAGUCCAGAAAAUAAUUUGGAUAAAGGCCCGCAGUACAGUUUGACUGGCAAGGGGCCCGCCGAGAAACUCGCAAAUAUACCAGCGCCUGGCACAUACUCGCCCGAGAAAGUAAGAUUGGAUAAUACCCCGCAGUACAGUUUCGGUCUUAGACCCUCCCUGGACAAGCCUAGCGAUACACCAGCACCUGGAACUUAUAGUCCAGAGAAAGUAAAUUUGGAUAAAGGGCCGCAGUACAGUUUAACUGGCAAGCCAUCCGUCGAGAAACCUGCCGAUACACCAGCGCCUGGCGCGUACUCGCCUGAGAAGGUGAAGUUGGACACCACGCCGAAGUACAGUUUCGGACUUAGAACGUCUCUCGAUAAACCCAGCGAUACGCCAGCACCUGGUGCUUAUAGUCCGGAGAAAAUAAAUUUAGACAAAGGACCGCAGUACAGUUUGACUGGCAAAGGACUCACACCGAAACCUGAUAAUAUUCCCGCGCCUGGCACGUACAGUCCCGAGAAAGUAAAUCUGGACAAGGGACCGCAGUACAGUUUGACCGGGAAAGGAUCACCAGGAAAAUUGAACGACAAUCCAGGCCCCGCUGAUUACAAACCAGAGAAAGCUCUAAAUCUGGAACAUAAACCCUAUUACAGUUUUGGUGAUAGGAAAUCUUUGGAUAAACCUAGAGAUACACCAGGCCCUGCCGAUUACACUCCGGAGAAAGCUCUAAAUCUGGAACAUAAACACUAUUUCAGUUUCGGUAAUAGAAAACCCCUCCAUAAGCCUCGUGAUACACCAGGCCCUGGUAGUUACAAUCCGGAGAAAGCGCAACAUUUGGAACACAAACCCUAUUUCAGUUUCAGUAAUAGAAAACCCUUGCAUAGGUCUAAUGAUACACCAGCUCCUGGUACGUACAGUCCUGAGAAAGUAAACUUAUCUAAGUCGCUGCAAUACAGUUUCGGAAUUAAAACUGAGAUCCACGAGAAGGAUGCUAUACCAGGUCCUGGCGAGUACAGUCCGGAAAAAGCAAUGCUUUUGUUGGAGAAAGCAUUGCAAUUUACUUUCGGCCUCAGACCGCCCACGAGCAGGCCAGACGACGUUCCAGCGCCUAAUAUAUAUAACAUCCCUUCCGCCCUCGGCGGAACCAAGGAGGGUAACAAGAAAGCGGCGCCUGCCUACUCGAUGUCCGGUAGGCAAAAAGUCUUUACGGACGAUCGCGUUCUCGUACCCGGGCCGGGUGCAUACGAGACUAUCAAACCGGAUGCGGUCAGAGUGAAAAGUCCGGCGUACAGCAUUAGCGCCCGUUUCCCGUUGCCCAACGAUCAUUCGCAGAUUCCGGGACCCGGAGCGCAUUGUCCGGAAAAGGUGCUUCUCGACAUUCCCCCUGCGCACACAUUUGGCAUCAGGCACUCUCAAUAUAUUUGUAACUUGAAGGAUGCAGUUUAUUAAUUUCAUCAAUUAAGUGACAACUACACACGCACAAUGAUUUAUCAGCUAAGACAUGCUCUCUUGUUUUCUUUAAAAUUGUCUUACAUUAUUGAUUAAUUUUAGAAACAGUCUUG
Nylanderia fulva is the source of this 3401-nucleotide messenger RNA. RefSeq lists its product as uncharacterized. Gene Ontology annotation, cellular component: cytoskeleton. NCBI's taxonomy places the organism in Eukaryota, Metazoa, Arthropoda, Insecta, Hymenoptera, Formicidae. The record is from RefSeq and is a predicted model, not a curated record.